AGAUCUAGUGACGCUGUGUCCUGUCGCUGGAUACCGCGACACUCCGCGGUUCGCGUUUGAUUCAUAUCAAAUAUUUUACAGUUUAAUAGAAAGAUAUCGGUGAAAAUGUCAACUUUACCGCACAGUAAGAAGCGGGUCUGCUACUAUUAUGACAGUGAUAUUGGAAAUUAUUAUUAUGGACAAGGACAUCCUAUGAAACCACAUCGUAUAAGGAUGACACAUAAUUUACUCCUAAAUUAUGGUCUUUAUAGGAAAAUGGAAAUAUAUCGACCUCAUAAAGCUACCGCAGAUGAAAUGACAAAAUUCCAUAGCGAUGAAUAUAUCAGAUUUUUAAGAUCAAUAAGGCCUGACAAUAUGUCAGAGUAUAACAAACAAAUGCAACGAUUUAAUGUAGGAGAGGAUUGCCCCGUUUUUGAUGGAUUAUAUGAGUUUUGUCAAUUAUCAGCUGGAGGCUCCGUAGCUGCUGCUGUAAAACUUAACAAACAAGCCUCAGAAAUUUGUAUAAAUUGGGGCGGUGGUUUACAUCAUGCCAAAAAAAGUGAAGCUUCUGGCUUUUGUUAUGUAAAUGACAUUGUGUUAGGAAUAUUGGAAUUGCUCAAAUAUCAUCAAAGAGUCUUAUAUAUUGAUAUUGAUGUCCAUCAUGGGGACGGUGUAGAAGAAGCUUUUUAUACUACCGACAGAGUAAUGACAGUUUCUUUUCAUAAAUAUGGUGAAUAUUUUCCUGGUACUGGCGAUUUGCGUGAUAUUGGUGCAGGAAAGGGAAAAUAUUAUGCAGUUAAUAUACCAUUGAGAGAUGGUAUGGACGAUGAAAGUUAUGAAUCAAUAUUUGUACCUAUAAUUUCAAAAGUAAUGGAAACUUUUCAGCCUUCCGCGGUUGUUUUACAAUGUGGUGCCGAUUCAUUAACAGGAGAUCGAUUAGGUUGUUUCAAUUUAACAGUGAGGGGUCAUGGAAAAUGUGUUGAAUUUGUAAAAAAAUAUAAUCUACCUUUUUUAAUGGUUGGUGGCGGCGGAUACACGAUCAGAAAUGUAUCUAGAUGUUGGACAUACGAAACAUCGGUAGCUCUUGGCUCUGAAAUUGCGAACGAAUUACCUUAUAAUGAUUAUUUUGAAUAUUUUGGACCCGAUUUUAAAUUGCAUAUUAGUCCUUCAAAUAUGGCAAAUCAAAAUACGCCUGAAUACCUUGAAAAAAUUAAGACAAGAUUAUUUGAAAAUUUGCGAAUGUUACCUCAUGCUCCGGGUGUACAAGUUCAACCAAUUCCAGAAGAUGGAGCAGUUAUUGAAGAUUCAGAGGCAGAGGAAAAAGUAAAUCCGGACGAGAGAUUACCACAACGAGAUUUAGAUAAAAGGAUACAACACGAAAAUGAAUAUAGUGAUAGCGAAGAAGAGGGAGAAGGCGGUAGAAGGGAUAAUAGGUCGUUCAAGGGUUCUAGAAAACGACCUCGUCUAGAAAAAGGACAAGAAGGUAUAGAAAGUGAUCUCAAAAAAGAAGAAGACAUAAAGUCGGAACCUAAAGAAAAUGAAAAGGAUGAAAAAACAAAUGCUACGAACGAGGAAACAAAGAAGGAUGCUGGAGCGAAUCCCUGAUAAACGGUUUUUGUUUUGGAAUAUUUAAAAAAUUUGGAAAAAUCCUUAUUUAAAUCAAGUAUAAAUAAGUGUAGGUAACUUAAGUAAAAACAAAAAAAAAAGCGUAUGAUGUACAGAUGUUCGCUGCCUCGAACUCGGUAUACGAUUCUAAAACAUCAUUAUGUCAUUAUUAUUUUGUUUAAAAAGCAUGUACUUCGAUAGAAUAGUCGAUAUAUGUCGAUUGAAUUCGUGGCACGCGACAUUAUUAUCAUGUACACGUAUGGCCGUGUAAUCGACAAUGCAAACGCUCUACACUUUUGAUUAUUAUCUCGUUAAAUUUUCAAAUAUAUCCCGAAGUUAGUUCUUGUAAUAUUUUUGAAAUCAUGUAAAGAGCGAUAUCUUGAAUAAUUAGUCAAAUUUUAUGAUCAAGUUAAAGUCUUAACAUUCACAUAUAACAAGCAUAACUAGUCAAAUGAAAUAAAUAGAUAUCUUGAGAAAAAAUUUUCAUAUCGAUAAAAACUGCACAUUUUAUAGCUAUUGUUUGAAGUUUCUACCAAGAUCAUAAAAUAAAGACAGAUUUUCAAGAUAUUUACAUUUAUUGGAUAGCACGUUCUGAGGAAUCGUGCAAAAAUAUACAAGUCCUAAUAUUUUGGACGAUCGAAUUCUUUAGCUUAUUCAUUAUUUACAAGGAUUUUGAUUAAACGCUUUACUGAAAACCAUUUUUAUUCGAAAUAGAUACGUUUAUACCAUAAACAAGUAUUAUGAAUUAACAAAUUUUUUUUAUCAUUCUUGUACAUAACGUAAAAUCAGAUUUAAACGAAAUUCUACAUGCAAUACUAAAUAAUAAUAAGAAUAAUAAUUAUAGUAAUAAUAACAGUAACAACAACAUUCUUUUUCAUAUGUAAAGUAUAUUAUUUUAUACGUGAAAAAUUGAAUGAUCAGUGAAGAAAGUAUGAAAAAGUUAGGACGGUUGAUGAAUAUAUUGAAUUCAAGUAUAACUCUAGAAUUUUAAUCGUAAAUUAAGAAAAAGUAGUUAUUAAGAGUUGAAAAUUAUGUACGUGACAAAGUCGAUUUAUAUCUGUACACUGUGAGGUCGCCAAACACUCUCGUUCAAAGGAAAAAAGAGGAAACAGAAGUCUCACUAACAUGUCUACAAAAUUGUUACCCUCCAAUUAUAUUAGUUUAAACGUUUGUACGAGAGUAAAUAUACAUUAAUUUUGUGUACAUAAAAUUUAACUUCAUGCACCUCAACAAUAUUUUAAAAACAGAUGAAAUUCGGCUAGUUACACGAUGACAGAUAAUUAAUCGAAAGAGAAAUGUGUCUAUUUAUCUAGUUGUAAUUAAGAAUUUAACUUUACUGUAAUUAAUUAUCCACAAGAUGAAAAA
Molecule: messenger RNA, 2949 nt
Organism: Megachile rotundata (alfalfa leafcutting bee)
Lineage: Eukaryota; Metazoa; Arthropoda; Insecta; Hymenoptera; Megachilidae
Gene: HDAC1
Product: histone deacetylase 1
Biological process (GO): heterochromatin formation
Cellular component (GO): NuRD complex
Molecular function (GO): histone deacetylase activity
Source: RefSeq, a predicted model, not a curated record